Dipodomys ordii (Ord's kangaroo rat) is the source of this 8198-nucleotide messenger RNA. RefSeq names its product phosphodiesterase 4D interacting protein (gene Pde4dip). Lineage: Eukaryota; Metazoa; Chordata; Mammalia; Rodentia; Heteromyidae. The record is from RefSeq and is a predicted model, not a curated record. The coding region runs from base 61 to 7371 and encodes 2436 amino acids. The transcript is spliced from 39 exons.
CGCCGGGUCCGCGUCGUCCCUCCCCGGGGGGCGCACCCCGCUCCCCGCCCGGCCGCGACGAUGAAGGAGCUGUGCCGGAUCUGCGGCCGGGAGCUGUGCGGGAACCAGCGGCGCUGGAUCUUCCACACGGCGUCCAAGCUCAACCUCCAGGUCCUGCUGUCGCACGUCCUGGGUAAAGAUGUCUGUCGCGACGGCCGAGCCGAGUUCGCUUGCAGUAAGUGCGCCUUCAUGCUCGAUCGCAUCUACCGGUUCGACACGGUCAUCGCGCGCAUCGAAGCGCUCUCCAUCGAGCGCCUGCAGAAGCUGCUGCUGGAGAAGGACCGCCUCAAGUUCUGCAUCGCCAGUCUGUAUCGGAAGAACAACGACGACGCCGGCGCCGAGCCCCGGGCGGCGGGCGGCGGGACGGUGGACAUUUCCGGCUUGCCCGACGUGAGGUACUCGGCCCUGCUCCAGGAAGACUUCGCCUACUCCGGGUUCGAGUGCUGGGUGGAAAAUGAAGAUCAUCAGCUCCAGGAGCCGCACAGCUGCCACGCUCCUUCCGAAGGCCCCGGAGCCCGACCCAGGAGAUGCCGGGGCUGCGCGGCUCUGCGAGUGGCAGAUGCUGACUACGAAGCCAUUUGCAAGGUGCCGCGAAAAGUGGCCAGGAGUAUCUCCUGCGGCCCCUCGAGCCGGUGGUCCACCAGCAUCGGCACGGAAGAUCCGGCCCUGUCCGAGGUCGGACCCCCCGAUGCCGCCAGCGCGAAAGGACCCCCGGACGGAGAGAGCAUGGAGGAAGGGACGCCGGCUUCCUCCGUGGAAUCUCUGGAUGCAAGCGUCCAGGCCAGCCCUCCCCGCCACAAGGACGACGAGGCCGAGAAGAGUGUCCGGGAGCUGGCCAAGUGUGACUGCUGCUGCGAGGAGCAGCAUCUGUGUCACCCCAGACUGGAGCUGGCUCUCAGUAUGAUUAAAGGGCUUGAUUACAAACCCAUUCAGAGCCCCCGCGGGAGCAAGCUUCCCAUUCCCGUGAAAUCCAGCCCACCUGGAACCAAGCCCGGCCACGGCGGGACAGAUGGAGUCAGUUCCGGUUUCCUGAACAGGUCUUUGAAACCCCUUUACAGGACACCUGUAAAUUAUCCCUUGGAGAUUGCAGACCUGCAGGAGCUGUGGGAUGAUCUCUGUGAGGAGUAUUUGCCACUUCGGGUCCAGUCUGUAUCGGAAGACCUACUCAAACAACAGAAGCUGAAUUCAAAUGAGACUGUCAUAACCCAGCAGACUGUGUGUGAUUCCCACUUGGCAGAACUCCAGCAUAAAAUACAGCAAACAGAAGCCACCAACAAGAUCCUUCAAGAGAAGCUCAAUGAAAUGAGCUAUGAGCUAAAGUCUGCUCAGGAGUCAUCGCAAAAGCAAGAUGGUACAAUUCAAAGCCUCAAGGAAAUGCUAAAAAGCAGAGAAAGUGAGAUUGAGGAGUUGUACCAGGUGAUUGAAGGUCAAAAUGACACAAUGGCAAAGCUUCGGGAAAUGCUGCACCAAAGCCAGCUUGGACAACUCCAUAGCCAGGAAGGCAUUACCCCAGCCCAGCAGCAGGUGGCGCUGCUUGAUCUUCAGAGCGCGCUCUUCUGUAGCCAGCUUGAAAUACAGAAGCUGCAGAGGGCGGUGCAACAGAAAGAACGCCAGCUGGCCAAUUCCAAGCAACACAUGCAGCUUGUGGAGGCGGCAGCCCAGGAGAGGGAAAGGCAGAAAGAAGCCUCUUGGAAACAUAACCAGGAUUUGCGAAAAGCUUUGCAGCAGCUCCAAGGAGAAUUGCAAACUAAGAGCCAACAGCUUCAUACCUUGGAGGCUGAAAAAUACCAUGAGAUUCGAACACAGGAGCAAACCAUUCAGCAUCUAAACCAUAGUCUGAGUCACAAAGAGCAGCUGCUUCAGGAAUACCAGGAGCUCUUACAGUAUCGCGAUAAGUCAGACAAAACCCUUGAAACAAAUGAGCUGUUGCUUGAAAAGCUUCGGCAACGGAUACAGGAUAGAGCUAUUGCUCUAGAGCGAGCUAUAGAUGAAAAAUUCUCUGCUCUAGAAGAAAAAGACAAGGAACUCCGUCAGCUUCAUCUUGCUGUGAGAGAGCGAGAUCAUGACUUAGAGAGGCUGCGUGGUAUCCUCUCUUCCAACGAAGCUACCAUGCAGAGUAUGGAGAGUCUGCUGAGGGCCAAAGGCCUGGAAGUAGAACAGUUAACAGCUACCUGUCAGAACCUCCAGUGGCUGAAAGAAGAAUUGGAAACCAAACUGAGCCACUGGCAGAAGGAACAAGAGAGUAUUGUUCAGCAGUUGCAGACAUCUCUGCAUGACAGGAACAAAGAGGUUGAGGGUCUUAGUGCAACAUUGCUCUGCAAGCUUGGCCCGGGGCAGAGUGAAAUAGCUGAGGAGUUGUGCCAGCGUCUGCAGCGAAAGGAAAGGAUGCUGCAGGACCUGCUGAGUGACCGCAGCAAACAAGCUGUGGAGCACGAGAUGGAGAUCCAAGGCCUGCUUCAAUCUCUGAGCACUCGGGAGCAGGAGAGCCAAGCUGCCGCAGAGAAGAUGGUACAAGCGCUGAUGGAAAGAAAUUCAGAACUACAGGCCUUGCGCCAGUACUUAGGAGGGAAAGACUUGACAAUAUCCCAGACUCCCAUCGCUAACCAGCAAGUGGAUGCUCCCUCCAUCGGCCCCCAUCUUGGAGAGCAGACUGAUCAAGGUUCAAUACAAAUACCCUCCAGAGAUGAGAGCACUUCAUUAACUGCUAAAGAAGAUGCCAGCAUACCCAGAUCUAUAUUAGGAGACUUGGACACAGUUACAGGGCUGGAGAAGGAACUGAGUAAUGCCAAGGAGGAACUUGAACUCAUGGCUAAAAAAGAGAGAGAGAGUCAGAUGGAGCUUUCUGCUUUACAGUCGAUGAUGGCUGUACAGGAGGAAGAGCUGCAGGUGCAGGCUGCUGAUCUGGAGUCCCUGACAAGGAACAUUCAGAUAAAAGAGGAUCUCAUAAAGGACCUGCAAAUGCAACUAGUAGAUCCUGAAGACAUACCAGCUAUGGAACGCCUCACCCAAGAAGUCUUAAUUCUUCGGGAAAAGGUGGCUUCAGUAGAAUCCCAGGGUCAAGAAAUUUCAGGAAACCGAAGACAACAAUUGCUGCUCAUGCUGGAAGGACUAGUAGAUGAACGGAGUCGACUUAAUGAGGCCUUACAGGCUGAGAGACAGCUCUAUAGCAGUCUGGUGAAAUUCCAUGCCCAUCCCGAGAACUCUGAGAGAGACCGAACUCUGCAGGUGGAACUGGAAGGGGCCCAGGUGUUACGUAGUCGACUAGAAGAAGUUCUUGGAAGAAGCCUGGAGCGUUUGAGCAGGCUGGAGACCCUGGCCGCCAUUGGAGGAGCAGCUGCAGGGGAUGACACGGAGGAUGCCAGCACUGAGUUCACGGACAGUAUCGAGGAGGAAGCUGCCCACAACAGCCACCAGCAACUCAUCAAGGUGGCUUUGGAGAAAAGUCUAGCAACUGUGGAGCCGCAGGACCUCUCUCUUGUCCCUCCUUCCCCACCAGGCGAGGACAGCCACAGGUGUUUUCAGGAGGAAAUUCUCCACCUGAAGGCUGAGGUCCACCAGCACUUGGAGGAGAAGAGAAAAGCCGAGGGGGAACUUAAGGAGCUAAAAGCUCAAAUUGAGGAAGCCGGCUUCUCCUCUGUGGCUCAUAUCAGGAACACCAUGCUGAGCCUGUGCCUGGAGAACGCCGAGCUGAAAGAGCAGAUGGGAGAAGCCAUGUCUGAUGGAUGGGAGAUGGAGGAGGACAGGGAGCAGGGCGAGGGGAUGGGGCACACUGCGCCUGCCCAGGAGGCUCCCAAGGGGAACAGCCUUCAGGCUGAGUUCCGAAAGCUCCAGGGAAAACUGAAGAAAGCCCACAACAUCAUCAGCCUCCUCAAAGAACAGCUGCUUCUGAGCCCCAAGGAAGGGAAGAGCGAGCUCACCGCCGCCCUCCUCCGGCCCCUGGCUGUGGAGUCGAACUCAGGCCCGGCUUGUUCUCCUGGCAAACGCCCAUGCCCAGAGCAGGAGCCUGCAACCGCCAGAGCAGCCCGCAGACCCCAGAGCCUCGAUCUCCCGGCCAGCCUUGCUGUGGAGGCCCCCCAGUCCCACCAGUGUGAAGCCCAGACCCCUGGGCCUCAGUCAGAAUCCAGCCUGCCCAGUUCCACCAAGCACCUGCGCUCCCAGCUGGCGCAGUGCAGACAGCAAUACCAAGACCUCCAGGAGAAGCUGCUGAUCUCCGAAGCCACAGUCUUUGCCCAGGCAAACCAGCUGGAGAAGUACAGGGUCCUGUUCAGCGAAUCCCCAGUGCAGCAGGACAGCAAGCAGGUCCAGGUGGAUCUACAGGACCUGGGCUAUGAGACGUGCGGCCGCAGCGAGAAUGAGGCCGAGCGGGAGGAGAGCACCAGCCCUGAGUGUGAGGAGCAAUACAGCCCCAGGAGCUCGCUGGUGCUCACGGAAGGCCUAGGUUCUCUGCAGGGCCCUCUGAGCCCCACCCCGGCCGCUCCUUCGGGGAAGAAGCUUUGGGAGAGCCACCUAGGGAAGCAGGAGGAGUUCCAGGCCUACGGAAAGUCCGAAGACAUCGCUGUCCUGAGAAAGGACAUCAAGGAUCUGAAAGGGCAGCUGCAGUAUGCGCACAAGGUCAUCCAGAAUCUCAAGAGCAGGGUCCGCUCCCUCUCGGUGACGAGCGAUUACUCCUCGAGCCUGGAAAGACCUCGAAAGCUGAGAGCAGUUGGCACCUUGGAAGGCUUCUCGCCUCACAGUGUCACCGACGAGGACGAGGGCUGGCUGUCGGACGGCACUGGCGCGUUCUAUCCCCCUGGACUUCAGGCCCGGAAGGAUCUGGAGAGUCUCAUCCGGAGAGUGUCCCAGCUGGAGGCUCAGCUUCCAAAAACUGAAGUAGAGGGGAAGCUGGCCGAGCAGCCACAGCCAGCCUCGUGGCCCGGGAAAUACGAUUCCUUGAUUCAGGACCAGGCCCGAGAACUUUCAUACCUGCGGCAAAAGGUCCGAGAAGGGAGGGGUCUCUGCUACCUUCUCACCCAGCACGCCAAAGACACGGUGAAGUCUUUUGAGGACCUGCUGAGGAGCAACGACAUCGACUACUACCUGGGCCAGAGCUUCCGGGAGCAGCUCGCCCAGGGGAGCCAGCUGACCCACAGGCUCACCAGCAAACUCAGCACCAAGGAUCAUAAGCAUGAGAAAGAACAGGCUGGACUUGAACCACUGGCCCUCAGGCUUAGCAAGGAGCUCCAGGAGAAGGAGAAGGUCAUUGAAGUCCUGCAGGCCAAGCUGGAUGCUCAGUCUUUCUCGCCUCCCUGCAGCCACGCCUUGUCAGACUCCCACCGCUCUGCCAGCACUGCCUCCUUCUUAUCGGAUGAGCUGGAAGGCUGCUCUGACAUGGACGUAGCCAGCGAGUACACAAACUACGAAGAGAAGAAAGCUUCCCCUGGCCAUUCAGAUUCCAUCCAUCAUUCAAGUCAUCCCGCCGUACUGUCUUCUAAACCAUCAACAACCAGUCCAUCUCAAGGGGUUCAGGCCGGAUCCACCAGCAACCCUAUCAGCCUGCCAACUCCCCAGAGCCCCCCCCAGGAGAACAGCCAGGCCCAACCAGGUGUUGGCACGGUGCCUCCUACGCCCACAGCUCCAUUGCUAAGCACCCGUUCCCACGCCAGCUCCUCCCCCUACCUCGGCCCCGCCCACUCCCCCAGGAGGGGCCCCCAAGAACUGGGACAAAGCCUGGAGCCUGGGUGCCAGUGGGACAUGCUGAGGCCCCAAAAAGGGAGUGUGUGUGGAGGUUUGUCUUCAGGCUCGUCCAUGUACCAGCUUACCUCCAAGCCCACAGGCGCCGAUCUGCUAGAAGAGCACUUGGGGGAGAUCCGGAACCUGCGCCAGCGGCUGGAGGAGUCCAUCUGUGUCAAUGACCGGCUGCGAGAGCAGCUGCAGCACCGCCUGAGCUCUACCACCCGAGGGAGCGGAUCCACCCCUCACUUUGGUGGUCAGGGCCUGGAUUCCAUGUCCCAGCUCUGUAAUGAGAACAGAGUCCUCAAGGAAGAAAACCGGAGCCUUCAGGCUCAGCUGAGUCACAUUUCCAGAGGACACUCCCAGGAGAUGGGACAUCUGAGGGAGGCUCUGCUCUCUGCCCAGUCCCGACUCCAAGAGCUGGAGAAGGAGCUGGAGCGGCAGAAGGGGUCAAAGCAGCAGCUGCUGGAAGACUUGCAGGAGAAGCAGCAGGAGGUCUUGCGGUUCAGGGAGGAACGCCUUUCCCUCCGGGAAAAUGACUCCAGGCUGCAGCACAAGCUGACUCUGCUACAGCAACAGUGUGAGGAAAAGCAGCAGCUGUUCCGCACCCUGCAGUCGGAGCUUCAGAUCUACGAGGCACUUUAUGGAAAUUCUGAGCAAAGCCUGAAAGCUUCCAGCCUGGACACCCAGACUCAGGUCCCUGUGAACGGCGACUUGAGCCACCUAGUGGCAGAGAUUCGUGCUCUGAGGGCACAACUGGAGCAAAGCAUUCAGGUGAACACCGGCCUGCGGCUGCAGCUGGAGCAACAACUGGAUGGUGGAGUUGGCAAAGCCAGCCUCAGCCCCUCCAGUAGCCAGGGCUUCCCCGCCAAUGCCAAGCCCAGCGACCAGCCUCCACUCUUUCAAGAUUCAGCUGCUUCCCCACCAGUACGGGAUGUUGGUCUGAGUUCCCCAGCUCUGGUCCUCCCCGACAACUCUUCCUCUGCCCCUGGGUCAGAUGCCGCCAGGGUCACCAGGACAAAGGAGCCGGGCUCAGAAGCUUCUCCAGCGAGGAGGGACGGUCCUGUGCUGGAGGGUGAGGCCACGGAUGGCUGCUUUGCCAACAAGAACGGCCGCCAUGUCAUAGGCCACGUGGACGACUACAGUGCUCUAAGGCGGCAGAUUGGGGAGGGCAAACUGCUGGUCCAGAAGAUUCUAUCCCUUCUGCUGCCGGCAUGCGCCUUCCCUGGCCUUGAACCUCAGCACACAGAGGUGCGGAGCAGCACAGGUGCCCGUGAGCUCCGGAGCAGCGCGGGAGCCCUGAGCCGCAGCCUGGACGAGGCAGCCGCCCUCCUCUCCAUGUUUUGGAGAGCGGCAUUGCCCAGCUCCCGAGGUCCUGUGCCAUCGGGCAAAGUGGGAGCGUCCGUGGAGAGGGAGCUGCAGGACCUGCGAAGCCAGGUGUCCACGCAGGAGAAGCUCCUCCAGAGCUCGGCCGAGCGCCUGCAGGCCGCCAGCCGGCAGAGGGAGGCCAUGGAGCACUUCAUCGUCAGCCAGCUGACAAGGACACAUGACGUUUUGAAGAAAGCAAGGACAAAUUUGGAGGUGAAAUCCUUCGGGGUUCUGCUGUGCACGCCAGCCCUGUGACCCUCGCCUUCCAGGACCUGUGAACCCUUGCCCUCCAGGAGCCAGCCGGGAAGUGAAGCCAGCCAGCUGGCCUGCACAUGGCUGCCAGAGCUGGAAGCCGGGGCCCACGCCCAUCCGGGGCAGCUCCCCAUGUGCUGAAGGGGUGACCCCACUCUCUCCAAAGUGUGGGAGAGGCAGAGCCAGCAAGGCGUUGAGGACUUCAUGGCAGUGACAGAAUACCAUCGCCACAGUCUGCACACCCAGGACUAAGCAGGGCCCACGCAGAUGGCGCCGAGGACGUUGCAGUGCUGCUCUUGAGAGUGCAGGCCCCACGCCGUCAGCUGUACACACUCCACACACUCAGGGGAAAUAGGGCCCUGCCUCCUACAGAGGGGCACAAGACCCCGACAGGGGAGGCCCCAGGGCAGCAAUAGGGGCACACUGCUGAGCCCACAGAUCUGCACCUGACCUUGGCAGCACCCGGGGCCUCCAUGGCCACGCGGGGACCCUGGGGAUUUCCAUGCAGCCCCCUCAUGUUUAGCCGAGCACCUUCUGUUUUCUUCAUACAACCUCCAAAUAGGCAACCCCAGUUUGGCAUCCUAACUUCCCGUGCAGAAAUGGAGGCUGGUGCCACACCAAGCUUUUCGAAUGUCUGGCACACGGCAGACAAACAGCAGACGUUCAGCAGACCGGGCGCCCAGGGAAGGAGGCCGGCCAGGCCAGUGCCGCCUCGCUGGUGCUUAGCGUGUGUGGGCAUGUGUGUAUAAAUGUAUGAUAGACAUUGCUAGAUAUGGCUGCAGCCUUGAAAUUGAAGCCAACACGCAGACCCACAAAUGAGAGGAAAUAAA